Molecule: messenger RNA, 2785 nt
Organism: Canis lupus familiaris (dog)
Lineage: Eukaryota; Metazoa; Chordata; Mammalia; Carnivora; Canidae
Product: TRAF3-interacting JNK-activating modulator-like
Exons: 15
Coding region: 324-1919 (531 amino acids)
Source: RefSeq, a predicted model, not a curated record
CCCACUCAGAUUGUACCCGAGAGCAAGAGAGAGGAACUGGGGUGAGCUAGCACUGUGGCUUUGUCUGUUUCCUGUUUCAGCAAGGCUGCCGUGCAAAAAGAAAGACGGUACCAAGAAGGGAAAUGCUAAGGGGGCCCAGAGCCAUGGAUUGAGAGCUUGCAUUUUACUCAGCUGCUGUCCUGCCCCAUCUGAGACCAGAGCCAAGAUCUGCCCAGGAGCUGGAAUGCUUUCCUGAGCUGCUUGGUUUGGAGCCUGGGACCCAAGACCCAGGCAGCUAUUCCAGGAACUGGAAGCCAAGCACAACAGGUGCUCAGGAGGUCAUCAUGAUCAGCCCAGACCCCAGGCCUUCCCCUGGCUUGGCCCGGGGGGCUGAGAGCUAUGAGGCCAAGUGUGAACGCCGGCAGGAAAUCCGUGAGAGCCGUCGUUGCCGCCCCAAUGUGACCACUUGCCGCCGGGUGGGGAAGGCACUGAGGACCCAGCAGAGAGAGCAGCUCCAGAGUGCACGACAACGGGAGUUCUUCAGGAGGAGGGACCUGGAGGUGGAGGAGACAGGCAAGGCCCAGAGCCCCAGGGCCAAGGAGCGAGGUCCCUCCAGGAGGCCAGGCCAGCCAACUGACCUCAAGGAACCCUUGUCUUGGGCCAACAGGAUCUCUUCCCCCCGGCAGCAGGUGUCAGGGACCAGCUCUGAGGUCUUUCCAAGCCAGCAUCACCUUCCCUCAGGCCCCUGGAGGGAUUUGGCCAGCCAGCCCUCCCAGGCUGAGGACCUUUCACUGAAGGAUUAUCCCGCCAAAAAACCACCCAAACACCACCGUGGCACCCAGACAAAGGCAGAAACAGCCCAGCCAGCAAUUAAGAAUGAUGCCAGUCAGCAGACCAAUUAUGGAGUUGCAGUUCUAGAUAAGGAAAUCAUCCAGCUUUCUGAGUACCUCAAAGAGGCCCUACAGAGGGAGCUGGUUCUAAAACAAAAAAUGGUCAUUCUCCAAGACCUACUGUCCACUCUGAUAAGGGCCUCUGACAGCUCUUGGAAGGGCCAGCUGAAUGAAGACAAAUUGAAGGGCAAACUGAGAUCUUUAGAAAACCAGCUGUACACCUGUACCCAGAAAUACUCCCCUUGGGGAAUGAAAAAGGUGUUAUUGGAGAUGGAAGACCAGAAAAACAGCUAUGAGCAGAAGGCCAAGGAGUCACUGCAGAAAGUGCUGGAGGAGAAAAUGAGUGCAGAGCAGCAAUUGCAAAGCACACAGCGGUCCCUGGCUCUGGCCGAGCAGAAGUGUGAAGAGUGGAGGAGCCAGUAUGAAGCUCUGAAGGAGGACUGGAGGAAACUGGGGACCCAGCACCGAGAGCUGGAGAGCCAACUCCAUGUGCUUCAGUCUAAAUUGCAGGGAGCAGACAGUAGAGACCUACAGAUGAACCAGGCUCUGCAACUUCUGGAGAAUGAGCACCAGGAACUACAGGCCAAGAUUGAACUUCUACAGGGGGACAGAGACAGCUCAGAUACCCAACACCUACAAGAUCAACUGAAGAGGUCAGAGGAGGAGAAACUCACCCUGAUGGCCAAAGUACAGCAGCUGCAGGGUCUGCUCCAGAAUCAAUCCUUACAGCUUCAAGAACAGGAGAAACUCUUAACAAAGAAAGAUCAGGCUUUGCCUCUGUGGAGUCCAAAGCCCUCCCAUAAUGAAGUGGAACCUGAGGGUACAGGGAAGGAGAAAGAAUGGGAUUUCAGAGACCAGCUGCAAAAGAAGACUUUGCAGCUCCAGGCCAAGGAAAAGGAGUGCAGAGAACUGCAUUCGGAGUUAGACAACCUCAGUGACGAGUAUCUCUCCUGCCUACGUAAGCUGCAGCAUUGUCGAGAAGAGCUGAACCAGAGCCAACAGCCGCCUCCCAGAGUAAGAGAGUCUAUCCUCCCGUAUUGUCCUGGAUGAUGGUGGGACGGUUCCUCCUUUGGCCAAAUCUUGCAGAUAAAAUUUAUCAGCCUGUGCCAACCUCUGGCCAGCCUGUUCCACUCAGCCUGGUUUAUAUACUUGACAGUAUAGCAAGUGUCAGUAAACACUGGCUCAUGCAUCUAAGCCUAAUUUUCAUGGAACUCUUGAACCUGAAGGGGAAGACUAUUAGCUAAAACAUGAAGUGGUGUUCUUUUAGCCUAUUAUUGUUUUUUUCUUUUAGCCUAUUAUGAGCUAGUGGCAAGAGUAAGGACAGCAAAAGCACUAAGGAAUACAAACGGAGAAUAAUAUAAUUUUGCUGAAUUAUUUUCCAUCCUUGAUUAUUAUCGUAUUUAAGUAUCUGGCCUUUGCUGGGUUUGAUUCCCCGGGCCAGUAAUCCUGGCUUAGGAGCCAGUGACCAGCAGUAAAGUGAUUUAAUCCCAAAGGAAGUGACCAAGUGAGAGGGGCAGUGAUGUAAACAGCUUUUUCUCCUCUACUGACCCAAUACUUUCCACUGGGCAGGGAUGAGAAGAAGGAAGAUUAUUUUUGCCUGUACCUUCUCUAAACAACCCAUGGCCUCUUUCUCUCUCCCCAACACCCCCUCCUCAACCCCCUCACAGAGGCAAUAUGGCCAGUGGCUCUCGAUGCUGAUGAUAAUGAUUGCUAUAGCACUGGCAGUGCUCCUGGCCAACAAGGACAGCCUGAUGAUAUGAAUCACUUGUGACAGCUGCAUGAGUGAAAAUCUGAAGCAAGAAACUUAAUGAAAAAUUCAGAAGGUUUACAUACUUUAAAGUGUGGAUUUCCCUGAGAUUUUUGACUUUGCUAUUAUUUUUUUUUAACCUACUGUAAAAUAAACAAACUUCACCUAA